AUGACUGAAGAUAACCACUCCUUGACAACAGAGUUUAUCCUGACAGGAUUUGCAGAUCAUCCAGAGCUGAAGAUCCUUCUGUUCCUGGUGUUCUUUACCAUCUAUCUGAUCACCAUGGUGGGGAAUCUUGGUUUGGUGGCACUGAUCAUUACAGAGCAUCGUCUUCACACACCAAUGUACAUCUUUCUGGGUAACCUCGCUCUGAUGGACUCCUUUUGUUCCAGUGCCAUUACCCCAAAGAUGCUACAGAACUUCUUUUCUAAAGACAGACUGAUUUCCCUUUAUGAAUGCAUGGCACAAUUUUAUUUUCUCUCCCUUGCUGAAACUGCAGAUUGCUUUCUCCUGGCAGCAAUGGCCUAUGAUCGCUAUGUGGCCAUCUGCAAACCACUGCAGUACCACACCAUGAUGUCAAAGAAACUCUGCAUUCAGAUGACUGCAGGGGCAUAUGCAGCUGGAAACAUUCAUCCCGUGAUUCAUGUAGGGUUUCUGUUUAGACUAACUUUCUGUAGGUCUCAUCAAAUCAAUCACUUUUUCUGUGAUGUCCUUCCAUUAUACAGACUCUCCUGUGUGGAUCCUUUUAUCAAUCAAUUGAUGGUACUCAUCUUUGCAGGGUCAGUUUUAGUCUUCACUAUUACCAUAGUAAUAAUCUCUUACCUUUUCAUUCUUUUCACAAUUUUCAAGAUGAAAUCCAAAGAGGGAAAAGGCAAAGCCUUAUCUACAUGUGCAUCCCAUUUUCUCUCUGUCUCAAUAUUCUACGGUUCCCUUCUUUUCAUGUAUGUUCGGCCAAAUUCAGGUAAUAAAGAUGAUAAAGAUAUACCUGUUGCUAUUUUUUAUACUCUAAUAAUUCCCUUGUUAAACCCAUUUAUUUAUAGUCUAAGAAAUAAGGAAGUAAUAAACACUACAAAAAAAAUAUGGAGAAGAAUUUAUGACAUGAGGAAACAAAUAUUGUCCAAUAUGCACAACUGA
Rangifer tarandus platyrhynchus (Svalbard reindeer) is the source of this 966-nucleotide messenger RNA. Lineage: Eukaryota; Metazoa; Chordata; Mammalia; Artiodactyla; Cervidae. The record is from the annotation of a GenBank genome assembly.